Molecule: messenger RNA, 858 nt
Organism: Hyaloscypha bicolor E
Lineage: Eukaryota; Fungi; Ascomycota; Leotiomycetes; Helotiales; Hyaloscyphaceae
Product: isoflavone reductase family protein-like protein CipA
Exons: 3
Coding region: 1-858 (285 amino acids)
Molecular function (GO): oxidoreductase activity
Source: RefSeq, a predicted model, not a curated record
AUGGUUGUCAUCAAGAACGUCGCCGUCGUCGGAGCCUCCGGAGUAAUUGGAGCGCCGGUUCUCAAAGCAAUCAUCGACUCUGGAAAGUUCAACAUCGCUGUCCUGUCUCGUGUUGGCUCCAAAGCAACGUUCCCGUCCUCGGUCAAAGACAUCCCCGUCGAUUACACCUCAGUGCAGUCUCUUACCACGGCCCUCAAAGGUCAAGAUGCAGUCAUCUCAACUGUUGGAACUGAAGGUCUUCUCGGCCAGAGCGUGCUCUUUGAUGCGGCAGUCGCCGCAGGAGUAAAGCGUUUCCUGCCCUCUGAAUUCGGGUCUGAUUUCUCAAAUCCGAAGACAGCCAGCUUACCAAUCUUUGGUUACAAGGUUGCGACACGAAAGCACAUCGAAGAGAAAGUCAAGGCAGGCGCCGAUAUUACCUACACUUACGUCGUCAACGCGCCAUUCCUGGACUGGGGAAUUGAGGUCGGAUUUCUUCUCGACUACAAGGAAGGGAAGCCUCGUAUCUACGACGGCGGUGAUGUUCCAUUCAGUGCCACAACUCUCGCGUCUGUCGGACUGGCAACCGUGGGAGUUCUGACCAAUUACGACGAGACGAUAAACAGGCAAGUGAUGGUUCAUGAUAUCGUCGUCACCCAAAAUCAAUUGUUGGCCAUAGCAAAGAAGGUCGCACCAGAGAAGAAGUGGGUUCCCGUUCCGACCAAGACAUCUGAUAUGCUCGAGGCUGCCAAUGCCGCUCUAGCGAAAGGGGAUCUCUCACUGAUGUUUGAUUUCAUUAUUAAUGUUGAGAACCAGAUGUUGGGAGUUCCUGGCAAGACCGAGGCCGAUAUUGAGGCCAUAUACAAGAAGGUUUUGACUUAA